CAUAUAAAGCCGCACCAGAUCCGGACCACCGGUGCACGACGCACCGGAUCGGAUCGUCACGAGCAGGCCAACGAGGUCGACAUCUCCAUUGUCAUAAAAUUAUCCUCACUUCUUUCAAAAUUCAAUGCAGUUUGUACCCACGGGCCCGUAGAUUCCCCGCCUUCUCCCCAUCUCCUCUAUCUCUGCCUGCCUGCUUGAUUUCGAUUUUCAUUUUUGGUACUUGUUGGGUUCCAAUUUCAAUUCAAAACCUCUAAUAUUUUUCGGAAUAAACUAUAUAUCCUCCUCGCAUUGGAUUUCUUGAGGUUUGAAUCUAAUUGCAAUUUCCUUCUUCUUUUUCCCCUAAUCGCGCAUCGGAUCAGUUGCGGAAGCCAAGGGCUGUAGAAGGCGGUGGUGUGUAUACACGCCUGAUUGUAUGUGCUGCAUAAUUUUAUCAGAUUGGGGAAAUGCCAAGCAUUGGUGUCAAAUUGUAUAGCGUAUUUUUCAAGUUUAUGAUAAAGCAUCGGUUGCAGAGCCGAUUACAGGAGGCGGAAAAUGACGCCGUUGGCGGCAGCGGCACAUUUGGGAUCACAUCGAGGCCGGAGGAAGAGACACCUGCGGCUGCCAAUCCUUCCUUCACAGAUGGCGUCGCCACCAAAGACAUACAUAUCGAUCCCACAACAUCUCUCUCCAUUCGCAUUUUUAUCCCCGAUACUUGUCUUUACGGUCCCGAAACCCUAACCAAAUCUCGUGUGGGAAAAUUGAGAGACGGAUCGGAUCCGACUCAGUCCCAAUCUCGUCGCAACAGUUAUGGAUCUUCGAAUAAUGGCCUUGUUUCUAGCAGCAACGGCGUUGCGGUUAAGCGCACCCAGAGUUUUGAUAACAAUCAUCGGAGAAAUAGUUAUGGGGGGAGCACAGAUGAUUCGAAUCUGAAAUCCGAAAGUGGGAGUUACCAGGGGUACAAUCCCAAGGGUCGAAAUUGUCGCAGACUACCCGUGAUGUUGCAGUUUCACGGUGGGGGUUUUGUCAGCGGCAGCAAUGAUUCGGUGGCGAAUGAUUUUUUCUGUCGGCGUAUUGCGAAGCUCUGUGAUGUCAUUGUGUUAGCAGUUGGGUAUAGAUUGGCGCCGGAGAGUAAGUAUCCAGCUGCAUUCGAGGAUGGUCUGAAGGUACUGCAAUGGCUAGCUAAGCAGGCAAACUUGGCUGAAUGUAGCAAGUCCUUGGGUAAGGGAGAAGCAGCGGAUCUGAGAAGGUCUGAUAGUAAUUGGCACCUGGCCGAUGCAUUUGGGUCGUCAAUGGUGGAGCCUUGGUUGGCUGCUCAUGGGGAUCCAACGAGAUGUGUACUUCUUGGGGUGAGUUGCGGAGGAAACAUUGCUGAUUACGUGGCGAGAAAGGCUGUCGAAGCUGGUAAUCGUAUAGAUCCAGUAAAAGUGGUUGCCCAGGUUUUGCUUUAUCCUUUCUUCAUGGGAAGUGUACCAACACAAUCUGAAAUCAAACUUGCAAACUCCUACUUCUAUGACAAGGCAAUGUGCUUGCUUGCAUGGAAACUUGUGUUACCCGAGGAGGAAUUCAACCUGGAUCACGCCGCUGCCAACCCACUAGUUUCUGGCAGAGGAGGACCUCCUCUGAGGCAAAUGCCUCCAACACUGACAGUCGUGGCCGAGCACGAUUGGAUGAGAGAUAGGGCCAUUGCUUACUCCGAAGAGCUCCGGAAGGUGAAUGUGGAUGCACCUGUCCUUGAGUACAAGGAUGCAGUCCACGAAUUUGCCACACUGGACAUACUUUUAAAGACCCCUCAGGCCCAUGCAUGCGCAGAAGACAUUGCCAUCUGGGUAAAAAAAUACAUCUCCAUUCGAGGUCAUGAGUUCUCCUAUUGAGUUUUACUGUGGUGUGUGUGUGUGCGCGCGUGGGGGAUAUAUUACGGUUCCUUCCUUGACUCGGGUUUUUGUUAUCUUCUUGUAUUAUAGAGAGCUUCCCUUCCUUGAUUAGGUCUUUGAGUUGAGGUUGUUGUACCCAAUUGAGUUUGGCAAGCCUACGUAACAUGGUUAUUCUUUGUCGACAUUCUUUGGUAUGUAACAUGCCACCGCCACUGCCGGCUCCCCGAUAUUCUUAUGGUAUAUAAUCAGUCCUCUGUACUUGUCCUAUAUAUAAAUAUGUAUGUAUUCCCACGACCUUGGAUUGAUUUAAUUGCAAAAAGGUAUGUAUGCAUGUGUAAGGGAAGGGGAUAUGCUUUUAUGUUUGAGGAAGACUUUUGUAGCUCAUUCAUUGUAUUGUUGUAUGUAUAACUUAACUUGCUAUUC
Andrographis paniculata is the source of this 2273-nucleotide messenger RNA. RefSeq names its product probable carboxylesterase 11. The record is from RefSeq and is a predicted model, not a curated record. The transcript has 2 exons. The coding region runs from base 444 to 1850 and encodes 468 amino acids. Gene Ontology annotation, molecular function: hydrolase activity. NCBI's taxonomy places the organism in Eukaryota, Viridiplantae, Streptophyta, Magnoliopsida, Lamiales, Acanthaceae.